Molecule: messenger RNA, 1228 nt
Organism: Daphnia magna
Lineage: Eukaryota; Metazoa; Arthropoda; Branchiopoda; Diplostraca; Daphniidae
Product: rho-associated protein kinase 2-like
Exons: 5
Coding region: 471-1040 (189 amino acids)
Biological process (GO): mitotic cytokinesis; peptidyl-threonine phosphorylation; actomyosin structure organization
Cellular component (GO): cytoplasm; cytoskeleton
Molecular function (GO): Rho-dependent protein serine/threonine kinase activity
Source: RefSeq, a predicted model, not a curated record
GAACUAUUACAUCCAGUGGGCUAUGACACAACACACAAGCGACACAAGCUGGGCCAGGAUAAAAUGCAAGAAAAUUGCAUUUACCUUUUUUUUAAAACACUAAUUUACCCCCAUCGCUGAAGAUAGUGGGUGUGUUUAGAAUCGUUUUGUGGGAUUAUAUUAUCCCCCCCCCCCCUUUUACUUCAGCUGGUACCUUUUUUUUUAUGUGGUUCCUCCUUGAGUCGGAUGUUUUCCCUUUCAGGACUUACAAUCGUCACUUUAUGAAGAGAAUCAACUCCGAAUCAAAGUGCAAAUGGAGGUUGAAAGCAAGGAUUCCGAAAUUGAACAACUAUCUCAGAAGUUGGCUUCGGCAUCAGCUGAUACCGUAUCAAAUAUUAGUAGCGGAGCAGAGAACAAAUCAGAAGAGGGAGUUCAAGAUUCUUGGUUAGAAGGCUGGCUUUUUAUUCCUUCAAAACAAAAUAUUCGGCGCCAUGGUUGGCGAAAACAAUACGUGGUCGUGUCGUCCAAGAAGAUCUUUUUUUAUAAUUCAGAGAGUGACAAGCAGAACCGAUCCCGUUCUCAUCCUAGACUUGAACAAAGUCUUCCACGUCCGUUCUGUUACACAGAGCGAUGUCAUACGCGCUGAUGCCAAAGAGAUUCCCCGUAUUUUGCAGAUUCUCUACGCCGGCGAAGGCGAAUCUCGUAAACCAGACGAGAGCACCCCACCGCCGGAUUUAGUCGGUCGUGAGGAAAAACCUGGAACUGUUAAUCACAAAGGCCACGAACUUGUGGCUAUUAGUUUCCACAUGCCAACCACUUGUGAAGUGUGCUCAAAACCUUUGUGGCAUAUGUUCCGACCCCCACCUGCCCUUGAGUGCCGCCGGUGUCGCAUCAAAGUUCACAAAGAACAUUUGGAUAAGCGUGAGGAAAUCAUCGCUCCCUGCAAAGUCCACUACGAUCCUAAUACAGCCAAAGAGAUGCUCUUAUUAGCAGGGACGUUGGAGGAACAACAGCAGUGGAUAUCGCGUCUGUCGAAAAAGAUCCAGAAAUUUAAUACUUAAUAGAUAAACUGUUACUCAGCUGGUCUAUGCGGGUAUUUGACAUUCUAUGAUUCGUUUAAAGUCAUUAAAUGUCACGAACUCGAAGACUAACAUAAUUGAUUGAAUCUGAAAUUCAUCCCUGCUGAUGUGAUUGCAUGCGAAAAAGUUGCACAAAGUAGCAAAACAAAUCAAUAGAAAAGUGCAGUUGA